This is a messenger RNA of Vitrella brassicaformis, 3501 nucleotides long. The record is from the annotation of a GenBank genome assembly. NCBI's taxonomy places the organism in Eukaryota, Vitrellaceae.
AAAAGAAGAAGAGGAGCAAACACCCGCCAAGCGCAACCAACCGUUGUCAACAAACCACCCAGCUGUCUGCUUCAGUUUGAUCAAAAGAGCAGCAUCUCUUUCCUUUUCUUGUUCGAAGAAACAGCCGUACUGUAACAGCCAGAGGCUCUGCCGCUCGUGGUGUAUGUGCAUCGUCGCCCAUGGGCCCUUCGGACCGAUAGCUGGCAUUUCCGGCACUCUGUGAAGACUUGCCGAGGUGUCCCAUCGCCGGCCCAUCGCCACACCAUGGGCAGUUCAGAUGUGGGCUGCGUUGGCCCCGCACGGCGGAGGAGGUCACUCGUCGACGACUGGGUAGCUGGGAGGGCCACUGAGGAGCACAGCACCGGAGGGAGCCAUGCACCUACCGCAGGACGUGAUCGAUGCUCUCUGUUUGUGAUGAUGAUGAUGUUGUUGUUUGUGUCGGUGUAGUUCCGCAAUGGUUGUCCUUCCCCCCUCCCUCCCUCUCCCAUGUCGCCUGAACGCACUCAAGUGAGACGACUAUGACCCGGGCACACACACGCACACGCACACACACACACGCUGUGGUGCGUUCAUGCCUGUCGCUCUGUGUUCUUGUCUGUCUGUGGAUCGCGCCACCAUCGACCAGGCGCCAAUGUCGCUCCCGAGUGCUCGGGUGAGACAGCAGAGCGAAGACACACGCACAACGAGCAGAGCAGCCAACGAGAGCACUACCACGGCACGGCAGACAACGCUUCGCUGUCUCUCUCUCUCCUGUCUGUGUUGCCUGUGGUGUGGUUACAGCGUCAGAUGAGCCCCUUCGGCACCGACUGCCCCCGCCCGGUGGCGUCACGUUCUCACACUCAGGAGCCCGUCGAUGGCGAUGUCUGGUCUGGCGUUGGCAACUUCGAGGAGCAUCUGCUGUGGGCCUUGAUGCACCGGCGCGGCACGAGGCGGCUGCCGGGCUUUCGCCUGGACCUCAAAGUCAGAGAGGUGAGGAGGGAGAAAGGGAGAGAGGGAGGAAAAGCCAUCCAGACACACGGAGGGAGGCACACAGGGAGGGAGCCAUGUAUGUGUUGGAUGUGUGUGUGUUUCCGCACGCACAGCCUGGUGACCAGAUCAAGACGGCCCUGUCGCGGAAGCUGCCCUUCGAUGCGGUGCUGUAUCGGGUGCCGGACCCCCCGCCCCUCCCCACGUCCCUCUCGUCGCCAGGCAUCAUCCCACACCCCUCACACCCGUCACUCGCCUCGCCGUGGAGCGACAGACCCACCCCUGCGGCCGACGCGGACCCCACCGCCAUGUGGGCGUCGCAGGUGCCGUACCUGGCUGCUAUAGACCUCACACAGGAGUGCAGCUUCCCCGGGCUCAAGAUUCCCGCCAAAGGUGGGUGGGUUGGGUGAGAGAGAGAGCUUGGCGCGGAUGGUUUGGUUGAUGGAUGGAUGGAUGGUUGUCUGUGUGUGUGCAGGCAGUGUGCAGCUGAUACUGCAGAACCCCGAGGGGACGCCUCUGCGGUGGUUUGUGGUCGACUACGACCUCACCGACAUGCCAAAGGUGCGCACCGCAAGCCAUCGGCAGGGCAGCCUGUGGGCACUCUGAUGCCUGUGGGCACUACUCUCUCUGUGUGUGUGUGUUUGGCUUGGCGGUCCUUGUUCAGGGCACCCACACUUUUGUGAGGCAACGAGUGAUCGGUGAGAGAGAAAGGGGCACUCCACUGCCCUGCACCCACAAAUGUAGUGUGCCUGCCACAAACGUUGUGCGUGUGUUCGUGUGUUCAGAGGACGGCCGUGAGUACGCCUGCCAGCUGCACAUUGUCUCGCCAUCAACCAACCGGUAGGUACCAUGGCCACUGCACUGCCACUAGGGGCCCAUGCCAUGUGGCAUAGAUAUCAGUCAGUCCGUCUGUGUGUCUGUCUGUCUGUCUUUGUCAGAUAUUACAUCUACGGCGUCCUCCGUCUGCUCUUCCACCUGCGCGUUGACAACGAACCCAACGAGCCGAGCUCAGACACCCCAAACAUCCCCCGCGCCACCUCUCCCCCCUCCCACCCACUCCCCACACCAACAGCAGCAGCACCCGACUCGCCCCCGCCGGCGCGCAGACACCAUCACCACCACCACCACCACCACCACAACCACCACCACCAGCACUAUCCCACAUCGCCGUUCAGGUCAAAACGCCCCGCGGCCAUCAGAUUGCCGCCCGCGGCGGCAAAGAGCGGCGUGUGCGAGACUUCGGAGGGCGACACGAGCACCAACUGCUGCGCCGGCUAUGACAUAGAGCGGGUGGAGGACAGUGGGGGGAAGGGCAAGGGGGGCGUGUUCGUCGGCGGCAGCGGGACCCGCGUCAAUCGUCGGGUCUUGUAUGAGUACCCGACCACCAGGGGGGCUGGGGGAGGUGGUGGUGGGCGGUACUUGGCGAUGCCGCGGCACGAUGUGCGUGCGAUGAAGCGGAUGAUCCUGGAGAAGCAGAAGAACAAGUGGGGCGGCAGCCACGCCAGCAGCACUUCCACCUCCACAUCAGGUACCUGACGUGACUCCGGAAGGAAGAUACACACACCAGACAGACGCCACACGAAGGAAGGGCCUCUCUGUUUCUGCCUUUCUGCCUGCCUGCCUGCAGCGGUGCCGUCAUCUCCGUGUGAGACCUCGCCAUUGUCGUCGUGGUCUCCUUCGCCAUGCAUCUCGCCCCCCGAGUCGCCAAGCUGGCCUCUCGACACAUUCACCCUCCCCGGCCACGCACAGGCUGACACAGAGGGACCCGCCGCAGACGGCAAACGUAAGAAAAGACCUUCCUUCAACACAGACAGGGUGGACAGGGUGGAUGCGGCUGUGCGUGUGUGGUGUCCCGUGGAUCAGUGACGGAUUUGUCCAGUCUGUGUGAGACCGACUCGGCCGACGGCGAGUCGCUGUGCUCACUCGGGCCGCCCUCCCCUCCCCUGUCCCUCUCAUGUGCCGUCGAUGCCGCCCUCUCACUGCCGGACGCGCAGAUCCCGCCAUUGCUGAUCGACGGCGACACACAGGGGCAGGACAACGUGGUCAUCACCAUGACUGUCCAGCCCCACGUGCCCCUCCACCCCUUCGCCACGCCCCCUCCCUCCCGCCCCAAUGACCCUCCCGCGGCCCUGGCAAUGCGCGCCGAGUCAGAGGACAAAGUGGCCACCCGAUGGUGUGGCGAGAAGGGGCGGAUGGUGCGGCUGCAGAAGGGGCGGUCGAGGUCCUUCGAGGUCGAGACACCCCAGAGCAGCGGCGAGGGCCAGCAGGGACAGGGGAGAGGGCGGUCGGUGUGCAAAGGCACUCAGUCGGUGUGUGAGAGCUGCACGGGGGGACUGCAGAAGACCAUCAUGGAGGUCACGCGGGAACUGCAGGAGGAGAGAGGACAGACAGACCGGCGGUCCUAGAUAGAUGCACUCACUGACUUAGCGUAAAGAAACUGCCUGUCGUGCGAGAGGACAGACCGGCGCUCCUCGGCGCCUAUUUUUUGACAGACAGACGUGGAUGGAUGGAUGGAUGGAUGGAUGGAGAUCAGAC